This is a messenger RNA of Kockovaella imperatae, 3678 nucleotides long. Its product is annotated as RecF/RecN/SMC. Lineage: Eukaryota; Fungi; Basidiomycota; Tremellomycetes; Tremellales; Cuniculitremaceae. Gene Ontology annotation, molecular function: cohesin loader activity; ATP hydrolysis activity; double-stranded DNA binding. Bases 1 to 3678 code for a protein of 1225 amino acids. The record is from RefSeq and is a predicted model, not a curated record. The transcript is spliced from 20 exons. Gene Ontology annotation, biological process: mitotic sister chromatid cohesion. Gene Ontology annotation, cellular component: chromosome.
AUGUACAUCAAAAGCAUAACGAUUCAAGGCUUCAAGUCGUACCGGGACAACACUGCUGUCGAACCGUUCUCACCCCGACACAAUGUAGUCAUGGGCAGGAAUGGUAGUGGUAAAUCCAACUUUUUCUCAGCCAUUCGAUUCGUCCUCUCCGAUCAGUAUACUAUGCUCAGUAGAGAAGAACGGCAAAGAUUGCUCUUUGAACAACGAACCAGCACACACACGACCCUUUCUGCCUACGUCGAAAUCGUCUUUGACAAUUCCGAUGGCAGAUUCCCGAAUGCGUCCUCAGAGCUGUAUCUCAGACGUACAAUUGGACUGAAGAAGGAUGAAUAUUCUCUCGACAAGAAGAGUGCUAGUCGAGCCGAGGUGAUGAACUUGUUGGAAAGUGCGGGAUUCUCCAAAUCGAAUCCUUAUUACAUCGUGCCACAGGGAAAGAUUGCUGGACUCACCAACAUGUCUGAAGCUCAGAGGUUACAGCUGCUGAAGGAUGUCGCGGGAACACAGGUGUACGAGCAGAAGAGGGAAGAGUCGGUCAAAAUCAUGGACGACACCGAUGACAAGCGCGAGAAGAUCAUCGAGCUCUUGUCUUACAUCGAGAAGCGACUGGCGGAGCUUGAAGAGGAAAAAUCUGAACUACAGGAGUAUCAGACAAGCGAUAAGGAUCGGCGAUGUCUGGAGUACGCUCUGUAUCAGAGAGAGCUGGAAGAGGUGACCGAAAAUCUUGAGCGAAUAGAGGAGGAACGACAGAGCGAUGUUCUGAACAGCAAGCAAACUCGUAAGGAGUUCAAUCAGAGAGAGGCUAUUGUCCAGGUGGGUCUCAUCUCACUUGUCCGAUCGCUGAUCACCGUUCAGCAACACGAGGAGGCAUUAACGGCGGCAAAACACUCCCUUUCAGCCGUCUCACUCGCCCUGCGCCAGUACGAGUCUGAAAUGGCGGAUCUCGUCCGAGCCAAAACAGAGAUCGAAUGCGUCCUGAACGAUUACGCCCAAGCUAAUGAAGGCGGGGAACAACGCCGGAAAGACAUUGCGGAAGAGCUGGAACAACUUGAAGACAGGAUCGAAAGUGCUUCCGAGCGACUGGAGGCAUUGCUGUCGGAUCUCGAGGAGAGGCAGGUAGAAGAGCGCGAGGCUAAAGACGCAUUGGACAAAACGUCUUCACAACUUCAGGUGCUGUACGCCAAACAAGGCAGAUCCCGACAAUUCACCACUCAAGCGGCUCGAGACAAGUUUUUGACGGACGAAAUCAAAGCGCUCAAGGGCCACGAGAAAGCACAGCAGAAGCGAGUGUCGGACCUCGAGAAAGACGUCGCGGAGGCAAAGGAUGGCCUGCGAGAUCUGCUCGCUCGGGCCGAGGAGCAACGUAGGACGGACGGCGAGAAUCGGGAGUCUAUGGCAAAGAUGGGCGAGGAGUCCACUCAGCUCAAGGCCAAAUUGGAUGAAAUGCAAGAGCAGCGAAAGGACCUAUGGCGAGAGGAUGCCAAGCUGGGCCAGACGGUGACCAAUGCGAGAGAGCAGAUGCAGUCUCACGAGCGGACACUGAACGGCAUGAUGGACAAGGACACGGCUUUGGGUCUACGCGCUGUCUCUCACAUUGCCCAGAGACUUGGUCUGACUGGAGUCUACGGGCCUCUGUAUGAUCUCUUUGAAGUCUCGGACAAGUACAAAACUGCAGUCGAAGUCACUGGCGGCACGAGCUUGUUCCACGUCGUUGUAGAUAAUGACGACACGGUGUCAAAACUUCUCGAAGUAAUGAACAAGGAGAAAGCUGGACGAGUAACAUUCAUGCCUCUGAACCGACUCAAGAGCCACAACAUCACUUAUCCAAAGGCCAACGACGCCAUACCGAUGAUCAGUAAACUCAAGUUUGAUCGAGCAUAUGUCAUGGCAUUCGAACAGGUCUUUGGUCGGACAAUCAUCUGUGACGACCUUCCGACCGCGGCUCAAUACACUCGAAGCCAUGGGCUGAAUGCUGUCACUGUGGAAGGUGAUCGGGCGGAUCGCAAGGGUUCCCUGACCGGAGGAUACCACGAUGUCCGUCGAUCACGUCUGGACGCAGUCAAGAACCUCAAGAAAUGGCGCGAGGUGUACGAGACUGAUUCGACGCGCCUCGCCGAAGUCAAGGAGGGCAUUGCGAAACUCGAGCAACAAGUCUCGACCACCAUGGGAAAAAUCCAGGUCAUCGAGGCACGACGUCAGCAGAUGCAUGAUGGACGGAGCAUGGUCUCUGCUCAGGCGCAGUGGAUAUCGAGACAGGAAGAGCAGGCUCGUGGUCGAGUUUCCCGCUUGGAAGGAGUGUUGAGCAGCGCGGAGAGCGAGCUGAGAGAUGCGGCGGCAAAGAGAUUAUCUUACGAGGAAGAGAUCAAGACACCGAUGCGUCAAAAUCUGACUGCAGACGAACAGAAGACACUGGAUCGUUUGACAAAGGAAGCAGACGCUCAGAAGACCGCAUUGAUAAGGGCCACAGAAGCCAGACAAAAGGUCGACACCGAGAGGAGCGGCCUCGAGAUUGAGCUCACAGAAAAUCUUCGUCGACGUCGAGACGAUCUCAGAGGCUCCCUAGAUGAUCUUGAGGGUGAUGCUGGAGCGGGUGUACUCCAAGCUGGAGAAGUCGAUUUGAAAAAGAGCGAACUCAAGGGUCUCGUCAGGUCAAUCCAGAAAAUCUCGGAGCAGGUUCAAGAAUCCGAGAAGGAGGGGGAGGAUCUGCAGGCCGAAAUUGCCAAAGUCACUGCAGAUUUAGAAGAAGUGCAGAACCAGCAGAUGGAGAGCACGAGGGCGAUAAUGCGGAUCCAGAAAAACGCGGAUCGAUACCUCGUCAAACGCCAGACGCUCGUGAAUCGAAAGGAGGAGUGCUCAAAUUACAUUCGUGAUCUGGGUGUGCUCCCUGACGAGGCUUUUACCAAAUAUACCGAGACGGAUUCGAACAAGAUCGUCAAGCUCCUACACAAAUGCAAUGACAAGUUGAAAAAGUUUGCACAUGUCAACAAGAAGGCUUUUGAGCAAUACAACAAUUUCACGAAGCAACGGGAUGAUCUUCUGAAACGUCGACAGAAGCUGGACGCCUCGGCAGAUUCCAUCCAGGAGCUUAUCGAGACUCUGGACCAGCGUAAAGAUGAAGCCAUCGAGCGAACAUUCAAGCAAGUCUCGCAAUACUUUGAGGAAGUAUUUGAGACGCUGGUACCGGCUGGGAGAGGACAACUGAUCAUGCAAAAGCGUCUCGGCGGGGCUCAGGAUGAAGAGACCCAAGACUCUAUGGACACCGGGGCAGCUCGAGAGAAGACAGAGAUUGACAACUACACUGGCGUCUCGAUCAAGGUGUCUUUCAAUUCCAAGGAAGAUGAGGGUCAACGUAUUCAGCAGCUGUCUGGUGGUCAAAAGACACUGGUGGCUCUAGCAACGCUCUUCGCCAUCCAAAAAUGCGAUCCAGCGCCAUUCUACCUCUUUGAUGAGAUUGAUGCGGCCCUCGACGCCCAGUAUCGUACAGCUGUAGCCAACAUGAUCCACACGUUGUCUGAGAACGCUCAAUUCAUUACGACCACUUUCCGGGCUGAAAUGCUCGCACACGCUGACAAAUUCUACGGCGUAUACUCGGACAAGCAGAAGGUGUCGACAAUCCACACGAUUGACCAAGAAGUGGCAUACCAAUUUGUGGAGAGCUCAGCGACUGUGGGCAACUUGUAG